AUGAAUCCCGAUGGUUCGUCGUCUGGCAGCGGAACCGCGGCCUCGGUUGGUUUGGCCUGGGCGGCUUUGGGCGCUGAUACGACUGGUUCCAUUGCGGAUCCGUCGAGCAAGCAUAACUUGGUCGGUAUCAAGCCCGCCAUGGGGCUGACGUCCAGGUAUCUCGUCGUUCCCAUCUCGGAGCAUCAGGAUACCGUUGGACCAAUGGCGCGAACUGUCAAGGAUGCCGCAUACCUGUUAUCGGCCGUUGCCGGAUCAGACAAGAACGACAAUUACACGUAUGCAUCGCCGUUUGGAGAGAAACCCCCAGACUACGCCGCCGCUUACAAGCCCACGGAACACACGAUUGAGGCUUUCAACUCUGCGCUGGACGUAUUGAGAGAGCAGGGCGCCGAAGUUGUGGACGACAUCUUCUUGACCGGCGCAGCGGACAUGGCCAGCAGGAAAUAUAGCCCGUUUGUCACGGGUCCAGACAUGAUGGCCGACAUACCUCGAUACUUUUCGCAGCUCAAGACAAACCCCAACAACAUCACGACAAUGAUUCGGCUGCGCGAGUUUAUCCAGAGAGACGUCCGCGAAGAGUAUCCCGAAAAGGGCACCCAGGCUUGGGACAGAGGCAUCAGCAGAGGUUACGACAACACUUCGCCAAUGUGGUGGGAGAAUCAUAGCGCCCAGGCAGAGCUCGCUGGCCCUCGAGGAAUUGCCGGCGCGCUCAAGGAACACUCUCGAUGCCAUGGUCCUCCCCACGGAGUAUCUGAGCAUGCUUGCAGCUCCUUUAGGCAACCAGUCCCCGUAGGACGGACGCCCGACGACGCGCCGUUGCCGUUUGGGUUGGGAUUUACCGGCGCGCGGUUCGGCGAAGAGGUGCUCGUUGAGAUUGCGUACGCGUUUGAGCAGGCGACGAUGUUGCGCAAGACGAUUGUUGCUUGUAUCCAGCCAGAGACGGAGCUCAAGGACGUGGUGGGAAAGACGGCGCAAACGAAUGGGAACUUGGAGUUGUAG
This is a messenger RNA of Trichoderma aggressivum f. europaeum, 999 nucleotides long. RefSeq lists its product as uncharacterized. The record is from RefSeq and is a predicted model, not a curated record. Lineage: Eukaryota; Fungi; Ascomycota; Sordariomycetes; Hypocreales; Hypocreaceae. Bases 1 to 999 code for a protein of 332 amino acids. The transcript is spliced from 3 exons.